AUGGAUAUAUUUAGUGCUCGUAUUUCAAUUCAGUGGGGGAAUGAUGAACCUAUUGAGAAGACGUCAACUUGGGUCAUUCAAACAGCAGGUGGCAGAUUUGUUGACUUGAGGCCAUUUUUGCCAGGUUAUGUUGACGAGACGAAAUUUCCUAUGGAAUUUUGCAACUUCGGGUCCACUAUUGAGUUGGAAGGAUCAAAAAAACAGUUCACUCAAGAGUUAUCUCUGGCGAAAUUUGUAGAUGGUAAAUACGUGGAAAAUGACGGAGGUCUCCCGGACAUUGGAGAAUUUGAAGAGCUGCCCAAUGGAGACUUCAAAGAAGUGGGAGAAAUGGCUAAUCCUGACAGGAACAACAAGAUUGAACCUUACAUUGAAAUUUGGAGAGAUCUAGAUCCGUACAAGGAUGGUCCACAGGUAGAGAAACUUGAUCCAAAAAGUGCGCCUAAUGUUCACUUCAGCUAUUGUUUUGACCUGAGCUCUGAAGGAGUCAAAGGGCGUUUCGUUCGUAUUGGCAAUUGGUUUCAAGGGUUAUUAGGACACUUGAAUAAUCCCAAGCGUACAGACUCCCCUCCUUUAUCUGCUAUUAGAGGAUACUACGACACAAAUGGGGACGUCAAAAUUUUGCUUAGCGUGGGAGAGAACACAGACGAUUUCCCAAUAAAAAACUACAAGCCAUCACAGCUGACGGUCAACAAAUCACAACCAGUCAACCAAUUAAUAUGGAAAUGUGUCGAGUUAAAUUAA
This is a messenger RNA of Komagataella phaffii GS115, 741 nucleotides long. RefSeq lists its product as hypothetical. The coding region runs from base 1 to 741 and encodes 246 amino acids. The transcript has a single exon. Lineage: Eukaryota; Fungi; Ascomycota; Pichiomycetes; Pichiales; Pichiaceae. The record is from RefSeq and is a predicted model, not a curated record.